AUGGGCACUUUAGAAGAAGGCUUCAUUGUGCCCUUCUCCUCUGACUCUGAUGCACAUUUUGAUGCUGUGGUUGGACAUUUAGAGGACGUUAUCACGGAUGAAGAUUUCCAGUUAUUACAGAGAAAUUUCAUCAACAACUGCUACCAGGAGUUUGAGGACACCGAAGGGAAUAAACUCACCUACACACCUAUUUUUAAUGAAUAUAUUUCUUUGGCAGAAAAGUAUAUAGAAGAACAGUUGCUGGAGCGAAUUCUUGGCUUUACCAUGGCAACUUUCACAACGUUACAGCACCACAGAGAUGAAGUGGUUGGUGACAUACUCCAAACGCUGCUCACAUUUACAGAUUUUCUGGCUUUUAAAGAAAUGUUUCUGGACUGCAAAGCAGAGAAAGAAGGCCAGAGACUGGACUUAAGCCAUGGUUUAGUGGAGACUUCAUUGUGA
Molecule: messenger RNA, 441 nt
Organism: Symphalangus syndactylus (siamang)
Lineage: Eukaryota; Metazoa; Chordata; Mammalia; Primates; Hylobatidae
Product: ADP-ribosylation factor-like protein 2-binding protein
Biological process (GO): maintenance of protein location in nucleus; positive regulation of tyrosine phosphorylation of STAT protein
Cellular component (GO): mitochondrial intermembrane space
Source: RefSeq, a predicted model, not a curated record